ACUGGUCGCCGCUCCCACAACACGUGUGGGGCUGCGACAGCAUCCACUACUUCUGUAAGCAUGUCGUUCUUCGUCCUGUACGAAUCGGCGUCGGGUUAUGCCCUGCUGGAGGUCAUGGAAGCGGAAGAAGUAGGCAGCUUGCUGGAGGAGGUGCAGCAAGCAGUGUUGGAUCCGCAGCGCUUCUGCCGAACGGUGAAGCUGAAGGGGUUCCAGCCAUUCACAACAGCAGAAAACGCCCUCGAGAACGUGAACGCAAUCAGCGAGCAAAUUGUGACGGAUGAUCUCAAGAACUUCCUCGAAAUGAACCUGCCGAAGGUGAAGAAAUCCAAGUCGGCGUCCUUCCAGCUGGGCUGCAUAGAGCCCGGGCUCGCCAGCGCCAUCCAGGAUCGUCUCGGUUUUCCAUGCCGCUCCGAUGAGACUGUCAAGGAAAUCAUCAGAGGAAUCAGGGUGCACUUUCACCGGUUCGUAAAAGAGCUUGACGGCGGAGUGGGCGAGAAGGCACAGUUGGGGCUCGGCCACAGCUACUCGCGAGCGAAGGUGAAGAUGAACCCGGCAAGGUCGGACAAUAUGAUCAUCCAAAGCAUCUGCCUGUUGGAUCAACUCGACAAAGACCUUAACACCUUCGCUAUGCGGGUCCGUGAGUGGUACUGCUGGCACUUUCCCGAGCUCCGCGAGCUCGUCAAGGACAACUACAUGUUCGCCCGGUGUGCUGCAUAUAUCAAGGACCGCGCUGCAUUUGACGAAGAAAAGCUUCCCGGGCUGAACGAGAUUGUCAUGGACGAAGAACUGGCUGCCGCUAUCCUUAAGGCAUCGCGUCACUCCAUGGGGAUGGAUGCCUCUCCGGUUGAUAUGUCCAACAUCGUCACGUUCUGCGAACGAAUGGUGAAGCUCGCCGAAUACCGGAGAGACCUCUACGCGUACCUGGUGGACAAGAUGGGAAUUGUUGCACCAAAUCUGGCAGCGCUGAUCGGUGACACGGUUGGUGCUCGGCUGAUUUCGAAGGCGGGCUCGUUGACAUCGCUAGCAAAGUGCCCGGCAUCGACAGUGCAGAUCCUAGGCGCCGAGAAGGCUCUCUUCCGGGCUCUAAAGACUAAGGGGAACACCCCCAAGUACGGUAUCAUCUACCACUCUACUUUCAUCGGCCGUGCCGCCGCGAAGAACAAGGGGCGAAUAUCGCGCGUGCUCGCCAACAAGUGCGCGAUCGCGAGUCGAAUCGACAGCUUCAGCGACGAACCCUCUACCAAGUACGGUGACGAGCUUCGGGAGCAGGUCGAGGAGCGAUUGAAGUUCUACGAUACUGGAGAGGCUCCCAGAAAAAACAUCUCGGUCAUGGAGAAGGUAGCGGCGGAGAUCGCAAGAGAAGGGGGAGAGAUUGCAGAGGUGUGCACCCCAUCAUCGCAGAAAAAGAAAAAGAAGAGGGAACGCAAAGAGGAGGACGAAGAUGCCGUGGCCGCCGUUGACGACGCUCCCUCCUCCAAGAAGAAGAAGAAGAAGAAGAAGAAAGCGACGGCGUAA
Molecule: messenger RNA, 1515 nt
Organism: Ectocarpus siliculosus
Lineage: Eukaryota; Phaeophyceae; Ectocarpales; Ectocarpaceae
Source: the annotation of a GenBank genome assembly